AGAGAUAGCCCCAGAUAUAGCGCGGAUAAGAAAAGCCGGUGGCAAAUUGCAAAUAUCGAAAAUCCGAAGCUGUUCAAAUUCCCAAUCAAUGGCGGGUUCAGCUUCAACUCUCCACCUCUUCAGGUCAUCAACUACGCACUGCAACCGUGCGUUUAAGAUUAUCAAACAAUCUUCCGCUUUUGAAAAGCGCUUUUCGUUCACCUGUUUCUCUUCCAAGAAGAAACAGCUCAGUUUCAUGGACCAAAUCCUGGAUUACAUCGAAGGGGGUCCAAAGUUAAGGAAAUGGUACGGGGCACCUGAUCUUUCGCCGAAAGAUGGAAAUGAAUCGAGAGAAGAUGAGGCGGAAGGAGAAGAGGAAGUUAGAGAUGCAGUGUUAGUAACCGAUGGAGAUAAUGAGAUUGGUCAGAUGAUCAUACUCUCUCUUAUUAUCAAAAGAGUUCGAGUAAAGGCACUCGUGAAGGAUAAGCGGGUAGCGAGUGAAGCAUUUGGCACAUAUGUUGAGUCUAUGGCUGGUGACACAAAGGACAAGAUAUUUUUGAAGAAGGCUUUAAGAGGUGUCAGUGCAAUUAUAUGCCCAAUCGAAGGAUUUUUGUGUAAUAUAGAGAGCUGGAAAGGAAUAGAGCACGUGAUUCUGUUAUCGCAGCUGUCUGUGUAUAGGGAAUCUAGUGGCAUUCAAGCCGUCAUGAAUAGUAACGCAAGGAAACUAGCAGAGCAAGACGAGAAUUUGGUAAAGGCAUCGGCAGUCCCCCAUACCAUCAUCAGAACAGGGGUUCUGAAAAAUACUCCCGGUGGCCAGCAAGGUUUCAACUUUGAAGAGGGAAGUGCAGCAAAGGGAAGUAUUAGUAAGGAAGAUGCUGCAUUUAUUUGCGUCGAGGCCCUUGAUAAUGUCCCUCAGAAAGGGCUGAUAUUUGAGGUUGUAAAUGGUGAGGAGAAAGUUUCUGAUUGGAAAAAGUGGUUCGCUACAUUGAUGGAUAGGUCAACUGAGUAGCUUGUAGCACAAAGGACAACAAUCUGAAAAUGGGUUCAUCUUGCCUCUACUGCGCAUUGUACAACCACCUGCAGCUGCUAUGGCCCCUGAAGAGUGAAGAAUGGAAAACUAGAUAAUUUACAUAUCAUUUAUUAAUAUUUAAGUUGAGGGCUUGUAAAUGGUCCUUGAUUGCAAAUAAAGAAUAAAUUGUGUAAAAAUGUAUUGAUUGAUGAAUCUGAUUCCCUGUUCCUUAUUUUGUCUUGUGCAUUCUUGUGAU
This is a messenger RNA of Striga asiatica, 1244 nucleotides long. Lineage: Eukaryota; Viridiplantae; Streptophyta; Magnoliopsida; Lamiales; Orobanchaceae. The record is from the annotation of a GenBank genome assembly.